Cicer arietinum (chickpea) is the source of this 1705-nucleotide messenger RNA. RefSeq lists its product as uncharacterized. The record is from RefSeq and is a predicted model, not a curated record. NCBI's taxonomy places the organism in Eukaryota, Viridiplantae, Streptophyta, Magnoliopsida, Fabales, Fabaceae.
AUCAAAAUUUACAUCAUGCAACAAAAAGUGUAACUAAUACCCUCAACAAGAGUUCUACUACUUUUAAUUGAAAAACACGUCUUCAGAUCAAAUGCAACAUUCUCUUGUACAACAACACAAAACAAAUUAAAUCUACUUUGCUAAUUCUCUUUUGUUUUUUUCACUUCUUUUUUCUUUCAUGUUUAUCAAAAACCUCAAGAUUAAUUGAUUGAUUGUGUUUUAAGCAACUUGGUCUAAUAAUUCAUAUUUAUAUGACCCUCCUACCUUUGCAAUAUUUAUAUGAAAAUUGUUUAAUAAGCAUUAAGUAUGUGAUCUAAGUCGAUGAAUACGGUUGGUUGUUAUGGGGUGGUUGGAUUCACUGUGGGGAAAUGGAAGAAAAACUAUCAAAAGAAAAGACAGUGAUGCAGGAGAAACAGGUAAAGCACUGGAAGAACUAAGAUCUUCUCUCUACAAUGAGCUCCGAACAUCGGAAGGAGCCAAGCGCCAACAACAAAGAUAUUGUGGACCAGUGGUGGCAUUAUCUUUCAACUUCAUGGUUGCAGUUGGAAUCAUCAUGGCAAACAAAUUGGUGAUGGGAAGAGUUGGCUUCAACUUCCCAAUUUUCCUCACAUUUGUUCAUUACAUCACUGCAUGGGUUCUCCUUGCAUUUUUUAAAGCACUCUCAGUGCUUCCUGUGUCUCCUCCAUCUAAAACAACUCCAUUCUCUUCUAUAUUUGCACUUGGUGCUGUUAUGGCUUUUGCUUCUGGCCUUGCAAACACCAGCCUCAAGUAUAACAGUGUUGGUUUCUACCAAAUGGCUAAGAUUGCUGUUACCCCAACAAUUGUUCUGGCAGAGUUCAUACUUUAUAGAAAAACCAUUUCUUCAAAAAAGGUUUUGGCUUUGGCUGCUGUAUCAGCUGGUGUAGCAGUUGCUACUGUGUCAGAUUUAGAGUUCAAUUUAUUUGGUGCUAUAAUUGCAAUUAUAUGGAUAGUACCAAGUGCCAUAAAUAAAAUUUUAUGGUCUACUUUACAGCAGCAAGGAAAUUGGACAGCUUUGGCAUUGAUGUGGAAGACUACACCUAUCACAAUUUUUUUCUUAGGGGCUUUGAUGCCUUGGAUUGAUCCACCAGGAGUCCUAGCAUUCAAAUGGGAUGUAAACAACACAUCUGCAAUUUUGAUAUCUGCUCUCCUUGGUUUUCUCUUACAAUGGUCAGGUGCCUUGGCAUUGGGGGCAACUUCUGCUACAACUCAUGUUGUUUUAGGACAAUUUAAGACUUGUGUCAUUCUGUUGGGAGGAUAUUUGUUAUUCAAUUCAGAUCCUGGGAUUGUCAGCAUUGGCGGGGCGGUUGUUGCUCUCACGGGAAUGUCAGUUUACACAACAUUUAACUUGCAAGAGCCUCAGGAAAAUGCAAGCAAGCAGCUUCCAAAGCAUAGUUUGCCUUCACCAAAGCAGAAACCAACUAUUGAAGACAACAAAGAUUUGACUGUAAAUAUUACCAAUAAUAACAUUGUUGUCUGAGUCAUAUAACCUAUGACAAUGAGUGAAUACCAGCACCAAAUUAUGGAAACACUCAUUUUGCAUCUUCUAGUUAGGUACUUAGGCAAUUCAGGUCCAAUUCCAUUUUGCAAGAAGGUUUAUUGUAUAGACGGAUCAAACAUAGUAUUCAAUCAUUAAAAAUUUAAUAAUUAUUUUGGAGUGGCUUUUCAUUAGAAUAAGCCAAAUGAA